Messenger RNA from Oncorhynchus masou masou (cherry salmon), 882 nucleotides. RefSeq names its product cytoplasmic FMR1-interacting protein 1 homolog. The transcript has 8 exons. Gene Ontology annotation, cellular component: SCAR complex; neuron projection; synapse. NCBI's taxonomy places the organism in Eukaryota, Metazoa, Chordata, Actinopteri, Salmoniformes, Salmonidae. Gene Ontology annotation, molecular function: RNA 7-methylguanosine cap binding; small GTPase binding. The coding region runs from base 1 to 846 and encodes 281 amino acids. Gene Ontology annotation, biological process: cell morphogenesis; regulation of translation; lamellipodium assembly. The record is from RefSeq and is a predicted model, not a curated record.
AUGUCUCUAACUCCUAUAUCUGUGUGUUGUUGCAGCAUCAUGUCUCUAACUCCUGUAUCUGUGCGUUCCAGCAGAAUCAUAUCUCUAACUCCUAUAUCUGUGUGUUGUUGCAGCAGCAUGGCGUCCACGGUGACCCUGGAGGAUGCUCUGUCCAAUGUGGACCUUCUGGAGGAGCUGCCUCUCCCAGACCAGCAGCCCUGCAUCGAGCCCCUGCCCUGCUCCCUCAUGUACCAGCCCAACUUCAACACCAACCGAAGACCACACAUCGAGCAGGCCACCGUCCACUCUAGCAUGGUGAAGUGUAAUGAGCAGCCCAACAGAGUGGAGAUCUAUGAGAAGACAGUGGAGGUGCUGGAGCCUGAGGUCACCAAGCUCAUGAACUUUAUGUACUUCCAGCGAACGGCUAUAGACCGGUUCUGUGGGGAGGUGCGUCGUCUCUGCCACGCUGAGAGGAGGAAGGACUUUGUCUCCGAGGCCUACCUCCUGACCUUGGGGAAGUUCAUCAACAUGUUCGCUGUGCUGGACGAACUCAAGAACAUGAAGUGUAGCGUCAAGAACGACCACUCUGCCUACAAACGAGCUGCCCAGUUCCUCAGGAAAAUGUCAGAACCCUCGUCCAUCCAGGAAUCUCAGAACCUCUCCAUGUUUCUGGCCAACCACAACAAGAUCACUCAGUCUCUGCAGCAGCAGUUGGAGGUGAUUAACGGCCACGAUGAGCUGCUGGCUGACAUAGUCAACCUGUGUGUUGAUUACUAUGAGAACAGGAUGUACCUGACACCCAACGAGAAACACAUGCUGCUCAAGGUGAUGGGGUUUGGUCUGUACCUGUCUGUUACCUCUAGGUGAUGGGGUUUGGUCUGUACCUGUCUGUUACCUCUAGGU